Molecule: messenger RNA, 378 nt
Organism: Cetraspora pellucida
Lineage: Eukaryota; Fungi; Glomeromycota; Glomeromycetes; Diversisporales; Gigasporaceae
Source: the annotation of a GenBank genome assembly
CCUCAAAAAGUGCUUCAUAUGAGUCAACUUCAUGCUACUAUGAACCGACAUAACUGUUUGAAAGAAAUUAAAUUAUCAAUAAAGCAGUACAAGCAAAAUAAUGUUGCCUUACCAAUACUCAAAGAAAAUGAAAGUGAUAAUGUGUUUAUAGUGGAUAAUGAUUCGGAUAAUAAAGCAGAAGAAGUUAAUGAAGAAAAUAAAGUUAAUAUGAUCUUUGAAGAAGAAGAGGAUGAAAUUGAUCUUACCAUAGGUAAAGAUAAUGUAGAUCGAAUUAUUUGUGAUACAAAUCAUCCAGCUAUCAACAAUGAUGCAAAGUGGAAGCUAGAAACUUUGUUCAAAGAUAAUAUUCCUGAUCCAGAAUUUAUUUAUAACUUAUAA